Hordeum vulgare subsp. vulgare (domesticated barley) is the source of this 1137-nucleotide messenger RNA. Its product is annotated as immune-associated nucleotide-binding protein 9-like. Bases 21 to 968 code for a protein of 315 amino acids. Lineage: Eukaryota; Viridiplantae; Streptophyta; Magnoliopsida; Poales; Poaceae. The transcript is spliced from 5 exons. Gene Ontology annotation, molecular function: GTP binding. The record is from RefSeq and is a predicted model, not a curated record.
GGCCAUUCCUCGAUUUCGUCAUGGGCGGUGGCGGCACUGACGGCGACGGCGACUGGGCGGUGCUGCCCUUCCCUCCUCGCCUCGCCGAUGUUACUCUCGCGCUCGUCGGGAAAGUUGGUUCCGGCAAGAGCGCAACGGCAAAUAGCAUACUUGGAGACGAUGCAUUUGAAUCCAAGGACUCGUAUAGAGCUGUCACUGGAACAUGUCAGAAGAGAAGCAGGGAGUUUCACGAUGGCCGUGCGACACGUACCGUGAAUGUCAUCGAUACUCCGGGCCUGUUCGACAUGGAUAGUACAGCUGAACAUGUUCAGAAGGAGAUAGCCAAGUGCAUGGACAUGGCCAAAGAUGGCUUAGAUGCUAUGCUUAUGGUAUUUUCAGCUCAGUCUCGGUUUUCUUCUGAAGACGAGAAGGCAAUUGAGUCAAUCAAACUGUUCUUUGGCAAUGAAGUCCUUGAUCACAUGAUAUUAGUUUUCACACAUGGAGAUGUGGUAGGGGGCGAGAGCAGUUGGAAUAAAAAGUUAACUGACAGUGCCCCAGCGUAUCUCCAGGACAUGGUGAACCUAUUUGCAAACAGAGUUGUUCUGUUUGACAACAACACCAGUGAUAUGCGGCAGCGCGAGUCACAGCUAAAAAAAUUGUUUUGUGCGGUGGAUUUCGUCAUAUCAAGAAAUCAUGGCAGAGCGUUUUGCAACCAGAUGUUCACUCAGAUUAAGGAAAUGCAUCCAGUAUCCAUGUCAAAUAAAGAGAUAUAUGAUGACUACCUUAAACAGAUCAGCAAGAUGGUGGAGGAAAAGUUGAACAGUACAAUCGCAAGGCUGGAAAACCAGCUUCAUGAAGAGCAGAAAGCAAGGCAAGCCGUGGAGAAUAAUUUGAGAGAAGAGAUUCGUGUACUGAAGGAUAGGCUGAAGAAGGCUGAAGAAGAGGCUGAAGAAGAGGCCAAACCUGGCAGCAGUUGCAUUAUUCUGUAAGAUGGUGUCCUUGGACAAAAUUUGCAGCAUGUACGAAUUCUGUAUGCUUUGCUACCUGGAAACUCCGUGACUGCUCGUAGAAUUUUGGAGCAUAGUGAAUGACCUGAACAAGAUGAUGUUUUGAGUUUGGAUUAAACUGCUUGGCUAUGAUAUGUACAUCUUGCAUGCA